Molecule: messenger RNA, 1935 nt
Organism: Papaver somniferum (opium poppy)
Lineage: Eukaryota; Viridiplantae; Streptophyta; Magnoliopsida; Ranunculales; Papaveraceae
Exons: 7
Coding region: 1-1935 (644 amino acids)
Molecular function (GO): zinc ion binding
Source: RefSeq, a predicted model, not a curated record
AUGAAAGAAAAACAACUAGAUGAGACUAUAAUUCAACUUGAGAACAAAGAACUGGAUGAGUGUCAUCCAGUAGAAGAUCCUGAAGCUACAGCUACUUACAAUAGUGAUGAAGACAGUGAAGAUUCAAGUGAUGCUGAAAGUGAAAAUGCAGUCGAAGAUAAUGAUGAUGUAAGUGAUGAUGGUGCAGAAGUAAAUGACCAAGGUAGAAGACUGACAUGUCACUUUAAUGUUUUUGCUUUUAUGGGUGAAGAAGACCCACAAUAUUACAAGGAUUUCCAAGCUGAUAACCCUGAGUUUGAGGAUGAACCUGGUGAGCUUUUUGAUGACUCAGAUUUUGUUCAACCACUUGAUCCUUCACAAAUGAUAGUAGGUACUACCUUUCCUGAUAAAGAUGCAUUCCAAAGACAUCUUAAGCUUUUAUGUGUAAAAAAUGAAUGUGAAUUUAAGGCUGAAAAGAGUGACAAGAAAAGACUUAGGGUAUGGUGUGAAAAUAGGUUUGACAAUAGAGGAAAGGUUGAGUGUGAGUGGUUUGUUUUUGCUUCAAUACUACCAAAGCAGUCUACAUUUAAGGUUAGGUCUGUGAACUUAACCCAUACUUGCAAAGGAAGGAUUGUAGAAGACAAGAUAAUGAAUAGAUCUGCAGACCCUCCAUUAGUAGCUCAAGUUAUACAAGAACAGUCGAAGAAUGGCUCUGGAAAAGUAAUUCCAAGACCAAGACAAAUUCAAGAGAAUUUCAAGGCUUCUCAUCUCAUUGAUAUUACUUAUCAUACAACAUGGAAGGCUAGGAACUUAGUGAUGGAAGCUAAGUAUGGGAGUUAUGAAGAGAGCUACAAACUAGUUCCUCAGUUUUGUAAGAUGGUGUGUGACUCCAACAAGAAUUCAAUUGCAACUUUCUCAUAUUUUAAUACUGACAUGGCUUUUGAGUCAAUGACAAUAAGCUUUGCUGGAGCUAUCAAAGGAUUGGAGGAAUGGUGUAGAUCAGUUGUUGGGAUAGAUGCUUGUCAUAUAAAUGGUAAUUAUGGUGGUGUGUUGAUGGAUGAAACUGGGUUAGAUGGUCAAAAUGGUUUAGUCACAUUAGGAAUUGGUGUUUUUCCUGCUGAAACAAUUGAGAAUUGGACUACGUUCCUCGCUGACUUGAAGCCAUUACUCUUAAGACAUGAACAACCAUUGACAUUCAUUUCAGAUAGGCAAAAAGGGCUACUUGAAGUUGUUCCUGCUGUGCACUUGUAUAACAAUUUCAAGCAGCACUUUAAGGGACAAAAGUUGUAUAGUUGUUUGUGGAAUGCAGCUAAAUGCUACAAGAAGAAACAUUUCUAUAAACAUAUGGAAGAUAUAAAGAAGGAGAAUCCUGCUGCUGUAGUGUACCUUGAAAAGGCUGGUUUUGAGUCAUGGUCUAGAGAAUUUUUUGAUGACACUAGUAAGUGUGAACACCUAAAUAACAACUUUAGUGAGUCAUUUAAUUCCAUGGCAAAAAACCUUAGGGACAAACCAAUAUGUAGACUAGGAAUUCUUUAUAAUCAGUUUGUUAUGAGUUUGUUUCACAAAAGGAGAAAAGAAAGUGCAAAAUGGAAUCCAAAUGGAUUGGUUCCUACUGCUAUGAAACUGAUUGGUAAAUUGUGUAAGUUGGCUGGUGCAUUUAAAGUAGACCCAUGUGUGAGUGGUAAAUUGUAUGAAGUUACAAAUGAGGGUAGCAAGGCAGUUUUUAUUGUGAACUUGGAAGAAAAGCAGUGCAGUUGUCUACAAUGGAAACUCAGAGGGUAUUGCUCUCAUUAUUGCACAAUUGCUGCAUACAGAGCCACAUAUGCUCAAGUUGUCUUUCCAUUUCCCCCUCAAGAAGAUUGGCAUGAGUUGGAAGAACAUGAAAAGGUUGAAUUGAAAUCUGCUAUCAAGAUCAGGAAAUCAGGAAGGCCUAGAUUUAAGAGGAGGAGAGCAUGA